Harpegnathos saltator (Jerdon's jumping ant) is the source of this 1350-nucleotide messenger RNA. Its product is annotated as fatty acid synthase-like. The transcript has 4 exons. Gene Ontology annotation, molecular function: fatty acid synthase activity; phosphopantetheine binding. Gene Ontology annotation, biological process: fatty acid biosynthetic process. The record is from RefSeq and is a predicted model, not a curated record. Lineage: Eukaryota; Metazoa; Arthropoda; Insecta; Hymenoptera; Formicidae. Bases 1 to 1350 code for a protein of 449 amino acids.
AUGGGACCGGUGGACGCUAUAUUCAAUCUUGCCGUGGUGCUGAAAGACUCUCUUUACAAGAAUCAAACUGCUGAGUCCUUCAAAGAAUCAUUCAAGCCGAAGGCAAUGGCCACGAAGAUGAUGGACGAGCUAUCCAGAAAGAUGUGUCCUGAUCUCCGGCAUUUUAUCGUCUUUUCGUCCGUCUCGUGUGGCCGAGGAAACGCUGGACAAACAAAUUAUGGUAUGGCCAAUUCUAUCAUGGAGAGGAUAUAUGAGAGGAGAGUACAGGACGGAUUACCUGGGAUGGCUAUACAGUGGGGUGCGAUGGGUGAUGUGGGCCUCGUAGCCGAUAUGCAAGAGGAUAAUAAGGAACUGAUUAUCGGCGGUACUUUGCAACAGAAAAUUCAGUCCUGCCUUGAGUCAUUGGACACUUUUAUGAUACUAAAUCGACCGAUUGUGGGCAGUAUGGUCGUGGCUGAGAAGCAUGCGGAAUUAGGUGGAGUGAUGGAUAUUUUGGAGACCGUAGCUAGUAUCAUAAGAGUGAAAGACGUGAAAACGGUCGGACAUCGCACCCCAUUGUCAGAGAUCGGUAUGGACUCGAUGAUGGCGGUGGAGGUCAAGCAAACGUUGGAGCGAGAAUUUGAUGUUUAUCUCACGGCACAAGACAUUCGAAGUCUCACUUUCGAGAAACUCCACAAUAUGGCCGACAAAGACAAGCGUUUCGAACAGACUGAGAUAUUCGAUUCGGCAGGUGUAAAAUUUUUGAUUCAUUUAUUGAGCAGUUUAGAUAUCGUACCAGAUGUUUGCUUGGAGAUGACUACAAGAAAUGAGGCGAACAAAAAGCAGAUAUUUCUUCUACCAAGAAUCGAAGGUUGCGCAAGCGUAUUUAAUUCAUUGGCCUCGAAAAUUAAAAGUCCCUUUACAUGUUUGCAACACGGAGCAAAUAAUAUCCCCAUGAGCGAAUCCGUGCUGCAGUCGGCAGCCACUCUAAUACCUGUACGUAUUAAUAUAACAGAGAAGCAUAUAAUAUCGAAGAUAGAGAAUUCCGCAGAAUUUAUAAUAGUUGGGUAUUCAUAUGAGACAUUAAUUGCUAUCGAGGUAAUGAGACUGUUGGAAGCCAGAAAUUUCACAGGAUAUUUAAUAUUAAUCGAUGGCACGCUUGACUAUGUGAGAAUUAUGAAAGAACAUCAUUUUCCUUUCACCAAUCUCCAGGAAUUUCAAAACGAUAUUCUCCUAAAUGUUAUGGGUUUAUUUUACUCCAUCAAUAAUACAUCGAUUUUAAUACAAUUGUCCGCACGACACGUGGGAGAAGAAGUUGGAUGCUUUUAUCGAAUGUCUUCCAGACGAUAUUAUAUAAGUGACUUCGGUUGA